AUUUGACAUACGUCGUGAUGUCAUGUCGACUGGAAACAUUCCUGUGUUGUCGAUAACACUUUCUUUGCUCUUUUUGAAGAAGGAAGUAGCAUCAAUGAACAUUUCCACCAGCUUGCCAGAACCUAACGACGUGUUCUCCACAACAACCUCCAAGGGAUGCUACCAACAUGGUGAAGAAGACACAGAUACCAGUCAGAAACCCGUUCUGUUUUAUUUGUUCCUGUUACUACUCCUUGUACCAGUUGCCAUAGCAACUUACAUCUGCACAAGAAAGAGAAAGAAACAUCGAAAGAGGGACAGAGAUUCAGAGUUAACAACUUCUCAAAGAUUUCUGAGGAAGCAUUUUCACCAAGAUACUAGAAAAGGAAGAAGAAUACAGAUUGAGGUGUCGCCACCUUCAGAUGACGAUAAUGAUCAUCGUCGGCGAUCUUAUGGCAGGAGACGUGCUCAUACAAAUCCCUCUGGUGAUUACGAUCUUAUUACAAAUCGGGAUCACGACAUCCAUGUUUAUAGAGUAAUGAAGAAUGCAAAGAAUUGUCAUCGUUGUAGCGAAGUAUCUUCUGGAUCGGUGUUCCUGAACGAUUCAUCUCGUGGUACACCUUCGAACAUGUGUCCCCAAUCCCAGCGAAGAUCAAGUCGGCCUAGCAGCAUAAAUGGUGGUCAUUUGCUGAUGGUCCCUGCCUGUGGCCCCGGGGGGUCAAGCCGCUGUGCCUCCUACCUCACUCUUCACGGUGCCCAGGAGCCAGACCCUCAGGAUAUCGACAUGCCACGGACCCAACGUCGCCGCCAGGCACGUUCCUCGUGUAGUGAACGAGAAUGUCAUCACAGAGGACCCGCCCCCACUGCUAGAAUCUCACAACUGUACUUACAAUCCCAGAGGCCAAGCUACCACCAGUCUUUGCCCCACCCUCAGCUGAUGGAGGACAGACACAGCCAAUCCCCCAUGUAUAAUGACUAUGGAAGAUACGUCACAAGUCCGACUAUACAAAGAGGCAGACCAGAAAAAAUUGCCAAAAGUCUGCCGUUCUUAUAUGAUUUUGCUCUCGAUGGAAAGUCCUACCCUCAGCAUGAUCCAUCAAAUCGUAAAGAAUCUUGGCAAAGUGCCAGAGGAUUUGGACAUUCUCAGUCGUACGGAAAUGAAAUAACAAAUAAAAGCUGGUUUCCAAGUGAAUCUGAUAUCGCGGAGUUCUGUACGGCACAUGAAGACACGCUAAUGAAUUGUACCGAUAACACAGUUUUUGAGCACGGCCCCGAUACCUCCGAGGGCAUACCAUCCAGCCAUGGGAUCUUCAGCAGCAGUCAAACACCAGUCAAUCCAACAGGUAGACAUGUCGGGACGCCGCAGACUGUCAAGGUCCAGAAUUUCUCCGUAAGUCACGUCUACACGGCCGAGGAUACAGGCAGUAAAAAGGCUAUGUUGUUUAAUAAAAAGAAAUCUCAUUUGAGCAUUGAGUGUGAAUCAGAGUCUGUGGUGAAUACGGCUCCUCAAGACUGUACUUCCUGUGACAGCUAUAACAAUUCCUUGCAAAGACAGACGGACUUCACUAACGAAACACAGUCUCUCUUGGUAGACAAGGGAGGUCAGCAGCCACGCCUUGUUGCCGAUUAUGACAAUACCACAUUUGAGACAUCCAUGGUAGAAGUGGCACCUAGACUCAGUCUUCCAUUCCAGGAAAAUAUAGGUGACUUUCAGAUCACUGAAAACAAAAGUGUGGCUGCAAUGGUAGACCCGAACAAUAACCUUGACGGGAAAACCCGUGUACUUCUGAAAUCAACAUGUAGUGAUGUUCUGGUUCUUGAGGAGGGAGAAAGUAUGGUUUAAUCUUGAGAGGAAUGGCCUUGAGUAG
Messenger RNA from Mizuhopecten yessoensis (Yesso scallop), 1847 nucleotides. RefSeq lists its product as uncharacterized. The transcript is spliced from 8 exons. The record is from RefSeq and is a predicted model, not a curated record. NCBI's taxonomy places the organism in Eukaryota, Metazoa, Mollusca, Bivalvia, Pectinida, Pectinidae. Bases 23 to 1822 code for a protein of 599 amino acids.